AUGGUUGGGCUAGCUUCAGCUGCAGGACUGGUAGGGUUCCUCUCUGAGCCGGAUACCGAGCUUAAGGUGUUCGCUCUGAAGGCCCUUGACGCUCAGGUUGAUCUGCUAUGGACUGAGAUUGCCGGAUCUGUUGGACAGAUAGAAGCCCUAAGCGAAGAUGAAUCUUUCCCCGAACGCGAGCUUGCCUCUCUUGUUGCUGCCAAGGUAUACUACCAUCUACAAGAAUAUAGCGAGAGUAUGGUUUUUGCGUUAGGAGCCGGCAACCGAUUUGAUAUCGAGAAUGGCGGCGAGUUUGAAGAGACCAUCAUCUCAAAAUGCGUGGAUACAUUUAUUUCGACCUGUUCGAUGCUCAAGGCCUCCCAAAAUGCAGGACGAGGCGGUGCCCCCCAGUUAAACACCUCCUUCCCCCGAAAUGAGGGAGGCGUUUCAAGUACAUCCGCUGGCCUGAGUUCCCCUAUCACGCCUUUCUCGCAGUCCGCAUUACCUUCAAAGUCUCUCCUAUCGCGCCCUGAAUCGUCUGCAGAAACCAGUUAUCCAGUCGGUGAAGAUCGUGGCAGUGGUAGGGACGAAGUGCCCUUGGUACUUCAGCGCGGAAUUCAAAGGCAGUUACAAAAUGUCAUCAAGCGGCUCUUUGACCGGUGCUUCGAGCAACAAAGAUACCGUCAAGUCAUCGGUAUCGCUGUUGAGGCUAAGAAUCUUGACAUCAUCCGAGUAGCCAUUUUACGAGCCGCUCAUGAUGCCAAAGAACAGGGUGUCGAACCUUCAAAACGAGGGGAGGAGCUGAUGGAUUACGUUCUGGGCAUUUGCAUGAACGUAGUCCAGGAGCGAGGAUUUAGAAAUGAGAUUCUCAAACUUAUCCUUGAGCUCCUAAACGAGAUCCCUUCACCCGACUACUUCUCUAUUGCAAAAUGUGUUGUCUACUUGAACGAACACUCAAUGGCAUCAGAUAUCUUGCAAAAACUGGUUGAGAAGGGCGAUGCUAGAUCUUUGGCUGUAGCUUACCAGAUAUCCUUUGACCUUUACGACAAUAGCACCCAGGAGUUCUUGAAAAAGGUGCGCCAAGAACUUUCGGUUGCUAUCACCGAAUUUAAAGAGACGGAUUCUGCCAAAAAGAUGGAGCAGGAACCGAAGGAAUCUAAGGAAACCGAUAAACUGUUGAGCGAUGAUGACGAAGACGAUGAUGACGACGACGAUGAUGACGAGGAUGAAGAUGAAGCUCCUCCAGCAAGAAGGAAAUUCACUGACGAAGGACGGGCUUCGUUAAAGUCCAUUCGAAGUAUACUGGAUGGUGCUAACUCGAUCCAGCUCAAUCUUGAGUUCCUAUACCGAAACAACAAAGCAGAUAUUGCCAUCUUGGAUAAGAUCAAGGACAGCCUGGAGGCCCGAAACUCAAUAUUCCACACUGCAGUGACAUGCGCCAACGCUUUUAUGCAUGCUGGAACGACCCAUGACAAGUUUUUCCGCGACAACCUAGAUUGGUUAGGAAAGGCGGUCAAUUGGUCAAAGUUCACUGCUACUGCUGCUCUCGGUGUCAUUCAUCGAGGUAACCUUACCCAGGGGCAGAAGCUCCUUGCACCAUACCUUCCUAAGGAGUCUAUGGCAGGUGUGGGUAAUUCCGGGUCAGUUUAUAGCCAGGGCGGAUCUCUGUAUGCAUUUGGUUUAAUUUACGCCAACCAUGAAGGAUGGGCCGUGGACCAUAUCCGUGAACACUUUAACAAGGCUACUGAAGAAGUGGUGCAGCAUGGAGGUGCCCUUGGACUAGGUGUUGCAGCCAUGGGAACUGGAGAUGAAGGGAUCUAUUCAGAUUUGAAUAAGGUUCUCAAUGCUGAUUUGGCUCUGAACGGUGAGGCAGUUGGUCUUGCUAUGGGUCUUGUUAUGCUGGGAACUGGAAACAUGAAAGCACUCGAAGACAUGAUCCAAUAUGCUCACCUAACUCAACACGAGAAAAUUAUCCGUGGUCUCGCUAUGGGCAUGGCAUUAAUCAUGUACGGCCGCCAAGAAGCUGCAGAUGAACUGAUAAAUGGGCUUCUGGGUGACCCUGACCCUACGCUUCGAUAUGGUGGAAUCAUGGCAAUCGCACUGGCUUAUUGCGGAACUGGAAGUAAUAAGGCUGUCCGCAAGCUCCUGCACGUUGCUGUUAGUGAUGUUAGCGAUGACGUCCGCCGUGCUGCCGUCAUGAGCUUAGGAUUCAUUCUGUUCCGCAAGCACCAGAGUGUUCCACGGAUGGUUGAGCUUCUCUCUGAGUCCUAUAACCCCCAUGUCAGAUAUGGUGCGGCUAUGGCUCUCGGUAUCUCAUGCGCUGGAACCGGCUUAGAUGAGGCUAUUGAUCUUCUGGAGCCUAUGUUGAAGGACCCAACUGAUUUCGUCCGCCAGGGUGCAUUGAUUGCUCUCUCUAUGGUGCUUGUACAACAGAACGAGGCGAUGAAUCCUAAGGUCGGCACUAUUCGUACGGCAAUGCAAAAAGUAAUUGCAGACCGCCAUGAGGACGCCAUGGCCAAGUUUGGAUGUGCUCUCGCUCUUGGAAUUAUUGACGCUGGUGGCCGGAACUGCACUAUCAGCUUACAGACCCAGUCCGGAAACCUCAACAUGCCUGGAAUCGUGGGAAUGGCCGUUUUUACACAAUACUGGUACUGGUUCCCAUUGACCCAUUUCUUGUCUCUCAGCUUUACACCCACCGCUGUUAUCGGCGUUGAUCAGAAACUGGAGGUUCCGGAUUUCAAAUUCCACAGCAAUACUCGCCCAAGCCUGUUUGACUAUCCCGCAGAACAGCAGGUAAAGACCGACGAGGCCCCGGAGAAGAUUAAGACUGCAGUGCUGUCUACUACCGCACAGGCGAAACGACGAGCUCAAAAGAGAGAGAAACAACGAAGUGGAAGCAUCGAUAUUGAGCAAACGCCAAGUACUCCAAAGUCUGCAGCCCAGCAGCUUCCCGAGAAAAUGGACGUUGAUGAAGCCUCCAAGGCCGAAGAAGAGAAGGCCGGUAGUGAGAAGGAGACAGCUACUGUCGAACCAAAGCGGAAGCCAGAGAAGGAGAAGGUUGGCUAUGAGAUAUCCAACCUGUCGCGAGUCCUUCCCGCUCAAGUGAAAUAUAUAUCGUUCCCUGACCAGAGAUACGAGCCAGUCAAGAAGGCUACUGGCGGAGUUAUCAUUCUUCUCGACAAGAAGCCCUCCGAGCCACGCGAUAUUAUUGAAUUAAGUGCCAGCAAGGAGACGAAGCCUGCCGCCACGACUGCAGCCGGUGGUAACCAGCCCAGCACUAUCCAGAGUCGUCUUAACGCUGCCCUCCAGGGCGCUGCUCAGGCCGCCUCCGGUGCUGCCCCAACCACUCCUUCCCGUCCAGGCGCUAGUACAGGCGCCGCAGCCGCUGCAGGUGUCCUUACCGCCGUUGACGAGGACGAAGAAGGGGUUGAAGAAGCCCCGGUGCCGGACGACUUUACAUAUGAAUCCGAAGGGGAGGAUGAAGAAAUUUGA
Messenger RNA from Nannizzia gypsea CBS 118893, 3471 nucleotides. RefSeq names its product 26S proteasome regulatory subunit rpn2. The transcript is spliced from 5 exons. Gene Ontology annotation, molecular function: enzyme regulator activity. NCBI's taxonomy places the organism in Eukaryota, Fungi, Ascomycota, Eurotiomycetes, Onygenales, Arthrodermataceae. The record is from RefSeq and is a predicted model, not a curated record. Gene Ontology annotation, cellular component: proteasome storage granule; nucleus; proteasome regulatory particle, base subcomplex. The coding region runs from base 1 to 3471 and encodes 1156 amino acids. Gene Ontology annotation, biological process: proteasome-mediated ubiquitin-dependent protein catabolic process; regulation of protein catabolic process.